AAGUCUCUCGGCAUCAGUUCAGUUGCGUCGUUCGUGCGAUUGAGUCGCACUUCGUCUAGUUCUCUGUGAGCAGUUUGUGUGGGCAAGUACCCAAGUUGUACGCCAUUUUUUAGGAAAAUUGGUUGAAAAUUUUCCUUGUGUAAACUUAAGUGGUAAAAGUGAAUUUAAGCUUAUAAAAAUGGCAUUUCGUUCUGGUAAUCGUCGUAAUUUUGGCGGUGGCAACUAUGGCAACGCUGGGGCCAUGGGGCGCAACAUGAAUCCUUGGGAUAAUCAAAACGCCAACGGAGGCAAUUUUGGCAACAUGCGCCAGGGUGGCGGUGGCGGCGGUGGUCAAGGUAUGAAUGCCGAAGCCUUGACUCUGGCUAACAAUCUUCUGAACAAUUUACUGAGGAAUCAGAAUCCCCCAUCUCUAUUGGAUUUGCCCCGCGGUGGUGGCGGUGGCAUCGGCGGAAAUCGUGGAACUCGCCAGGUUGGCAAUCGACCUGGUGGUAAUCGUAAUAAUCGUCGUGUGCAAGGAGGUUUCGUUCGUGGUGGCUCCAAAACUGGCAAUAAGCAAGGUGGCGGCAUUCGUAAACAGAAUGCCUUUGAUCGUGCCAAGAAACUUCUGGCUAAGAAUUCUAAAAAUAAAAAGGAUUCAGCUAAUGGCGAUAAAACUGAAAAAAAGAAAUCCGAGAGUGCCAAGGAAUCGAUUUACGCUGAUGUCCCGAACGAUAUGUUCUACUGUCAUCUCUGCAAGAAGCACAUGUGGGACUCGAAUUCAUUCGAGAAUCACAUCAAGGGCCGAACCCAUUUAAUGAUGCGCGAAGGCAUUGAGGAAAGCUAUCGUCUAAAGGCCAACAUGAUCCGUCAAGAGGCCAAAAUUGCUGAGCAACUGAAACUGAUCGAGCUUGAUCGUCUCAAGCGCAUGGGAAAAUCCGGCAAGAGUCACAAGACCGAGUACUGCACAAUGUGCGAUCUCCACUUCCAUGGGCACUUGUCUUCCCAUAGGAAAUCAGAGGGUCACUUGACGUUGAAAAAAUUCUUGCAUCCUAAGUGCUUGGAGUGUAGCAAGGAGUUCCCCACUAGAAUUGAGUUCGACACUCAUCUUUUGACUCCAGACCAUUUGAAAAAGGCUGCCGAGCGUAAUACUAAGGUUGGCGAACGUAAGAAGAAUACUUUGACCGUCCUCACCGAAGAAGACGAAUUGAAGGACGUUAAGCAACCAACCAAGAAGAAGAAGAAGACUGAAGUCAAGAAAGAAGGUGAAGGUGAGGAAGGAGCCGAUGGGGAGAAGAAAGAGAACGGCGAGGCCGAAGGUGAAGACGGUGAAAAAAAGGAAGGCGAGGAAGGCGCUGAGAAAGAGGAAGAGGAGGAUGAUGAGGCCAAUCAGACUGUCAUCGAAGAUCCCGAAGAUGUCAUCCUUGACUACAACGAGGGGGAAGAAAUCCCUGUCGAGAUUGAUGCUCGUAUUCCCAAAUACAACUGGCAACGAGCCGUCGGAUGCAGUCUCAUUACCAAGCUCGAGUGUUUCGAAUGCGCCCUGUGCGGUCGCUUCUUUGACAAUGAGAAGACCGCAGAAAUCCACUCACGUACCGCCUACCAUCACCGUCAAUUUGUCAAAUUCCUUAAUGAGAAGGCUAGUGACACCAAGAUCGCACAGAAACGUGCAGCUGCUGCGAUCGAAGAAAGUGAGCGCAAGAAGCGCAAGUUGGAAGCAGCCGAGGCCGAGGAAGCUGCAGAGAACGGCGAAGUAAAGGAAGAAAAUGGCGAGGGCGAAGAGAAGGCAGCUGAUGAAUUGUAUGAUCCUUCAGAAGCCACCGCUGACGACGAAGAUGUUGAGAUGAACGAAAACCCAGACGACAAGAAGGACGCUGCCGAUGAAAAUGGUACCCAGGACGCUGAAAUGAAGGAAGAGGAAGAUGACGCAAAGGAAGAAAUAAAAGAAGAGAAACCGGAUCCACCAGCAACUCCGAAAUCUGCAUCUCCACAAAAAGGCGCCGCUGCACAAAAGAACACCCCGAAUCCACGAGGAGCCGCUGCCGCCAAGGGAACUCCGCGUGGAAGAGGUCGCGGCCGGUACAAUAGAUAUUAAUUUUAAGGGUAUUUACUUUUAGAAGUACACAAUCCAUUAACAUUCGUAAUUAUUGUGCUUCUGUAACAAUAAUUAUUAUACAUUACUUAACUUGUAUGUCGGUUUUAAAAUAAUAAACACAACAGUCUUAGAUGUAUGGAACCUCA
Molecule: messenger RNA, 2217 nt
Organism: Hermetia illucens (black soldier fly)
Lineage: Eukaryota; Metazoa; Arthropoda; Insecta; Diptera; Stratiomyidae
Gene: Pep
Product: zinc finger protein on ecdysone puffs
Exons: 4
Coding region: 179-2071 (630 amino acids)
Cellular component (GO): nucleus
Source: RefSeq, a predicted model, not a curated record